Molecule: messenger RNA, 1575 nt
Organism: Acanthosepion pharaonis
Lineage: Eukaryota; Metazoa; Mollusca; Cephalopoda; Sepiida; Sepiidae
Source: the annotation of a GenBank genome assembly
AUGAUUCGUCCUUCCAUUGUGCAGAGUGGGUCUGACUGCUGCUCCAAUACCUCAGUAUUCAUACACUGCCUCACAAACAUUUCUAACCAUUCCUUGUCUCUUAUUUAUUUCCUAUGCAUAUUAAUGGAAUCCUUCUUUUAUCCCUCCAAAAUUAAGAUUGUCGGUUUUGUACAUUUACUGGUGGACAUAAAAACAAUAAGCUUUUCAUUUCAUUUCAUUGCUGCUUUCCGCCAUUUUUAUCCUCCACGUUCAUCUUUUUCCUCAUUUUUUUCCCAUCAUUCUUCUUCCUUUGCCGGUUUUACUUUUCUUCAUUCAUUUACCGUAAUUCCCCAUUUUGACAUCUUACACUUCUCGUUAGUUUUUUUACCGAAUCACCAAUUCCUCGAUCGUUCAUUUACUUUUCACUUCUUUCUCAUUCACCUCGAUUUCCUUCUUUUUUUGUCGGUUUUAACUUUCCCCCACGCGUUUUUUCUCAUUGGUCCGCCCAACCUUCUCUUGCUGGUUCUUAUUUUCCUGUUCAUGUUUUUUUUCAUUUGGGUUCCUUAUCACUUUGUCGGUUUUAAUUUUGCUUUCACGUUUUUUCAUUCGUUUUCCCUCUUCCGUUGUCGAUCCUUAUUUUUCCUCUUCACUUUUUUCUCAUUCGUUUUGCUACCAUCUUUGCCAGUCUUACUUUUGCCUUCCCGUUUUUCUCAUUCGUUUUCCUUCUCCCCUUGUUAUCUUACUUUUGCCUUAACGUUUUUCUCAUUCGUUUUCCUUCUGCCUUUAUGGUCUAACUUUCCCCUUUACGUUUCUCUCAUUCAUUUUCCUUCUCCCUUUGUUAGUCUUACUUUUUCCUUAACGUUUUUUCUCAUUCGUUUCCUUCUCCUUUUGUUAGUCUUGCUUUGCCUUAACAUUUUUCUCAUUCGAUUUCCUUCUCCCUUUUCUUACUUUUGCCUUCCCGUUUUUCUCAUUCGUUUUCCUUCUCCCCUUGAAGGUCUUACUUUUGCCUUCCCGUUUUUUCUCAUUCGUUUUCCUUCUGCCUUUGUCGGUCUAACUUUCCCCUUAACGUUUGUCUCAUUCAUUUUCGUUUUCCUUCAGUCUUUUACUUUUUGCCUUCCCUCUUACUUUUGCCAUAACGUUUUUUUCUCAUUCGUUUUCCUUCGAUCUUUGCCGGUCUUAUUUUGCCUUCCCGUUUUUCUCAUUUGUUUUCCUUCUGCCUUCGUCGGUCUAAAUUUCUCCUUCAUGUUUCUCUCGUUUGUUUUCUUCUUCCUUUUCGCUUCUUUUUCACCUCUUCCCGUUUUUCUCAUUCACUUCGUUUUCCUUCUUUCCUUCCAAUGUCCUUCAUUUCCUGUUCGCAUUUUUCUCAUCCACUCCGUUUUCCUUCUCCCUUUGCCGACCUUCUCUUUACCUCUUCAGUUUUUUGACUUUUAUUUAUCUUUCCUUCUUCCUUUUCCGAACUUAAUUCUGUUCCCUUUUAUGUCAUUCAUUUCUCUUACUUUUGCCUUAACGUUUUUCUCUUCCGUUUUCCUUCUCACUCUGUUACUCUUACUUUUGCCUUCCCGUUUUUCUCAUUCGUUUUCCUUCUGGCUUUGUUAG